This is a messenger RNA of Cajanus cajan (pigeon pea), 1332 nucleotides long. RefSeq names its product protein DOWNY MILDEW RESISTANCE 6. NCBI's taxonomy places the organism in Eukaryota, Viridiplantae, Streptophyta, Magnoliopsida, Fabales, Fabaceae. The record is from RefSeq and is a predicted model, not a curated record.
AACAUAUAUUUAUCCUUCUCUUUCAAGAUCAAGACACCAAUCCAAUUUUGCCUUUAGUCUCACUAGUGAAGAAACAGAGUCAAGCUACUAAAAAGGGAUGGAUAAACUUCUUUCAAAUGGGUUCAAUAACGGAUCUGUCCCUGAAGACUACAUAUUUCCACCAGAAUUAAGACCUGGAAACCACAAAAUCCCCUUCAGCAACAUCCCAGUGAUUGAUCUUGAUGAAGCACAGAAUGGUGAUCAUAGAACUAACACAAUUAAAAAAAUUAUCAAGGCUUCUGAGGAGUUUGGAUUCUUUCAGGUUAUCAAUCAUGGAAUCUCGGUGAAUCAAAUGAAUGAAGUAAGGAGUGUUUUGAAGGAGUUAUUUGAGAUGCCAGCUGAGGAAAAACAAAAACUGUAUUCAGAUGAUCCUUUGAAAGCAUGCAGGAUGUAUACUAGCACUAUCAAUUAUGCAACUGAAAACGUUCAUCGGUGGAGGGACAAUUUUUUGCACCCAUGUCAUCCUUUGGAGCAGUGGCAACACCUAUGGCCUCAAAAUCCAACUAGAUACAGAGAGUGUGUUGGAGCGUGUUCAAUUGAAGUUAAAAAGUUGGCAUCGAGGAUCUUGAGUUUGAUUAGUGAAGGGCUUGGUCUCAAGAAUGGAUAUUUUGAGAACGAUCUCACUGAAUCAAUGCUUUUGAAUGUUAAUCAUUAUCCACCAUGCCCUGAACCCAGUUUGACACUGGGAAUAACUAAGCACUCAGAUCCAAAUCUCAUAACCAUUUUACUCCAAGAUCAUGUUUGUGGACUUCAAAUAUUCAAGGAUGGAAAGUGGACCACUGUUGAGCCUAUUCCUAAUGCAUUUGUGGUAAACAUAGGCUGCCAGUUGCAGGUAAUCAGUAAUGGGAAGCUACAAAGUGCUGCACACAGGGCUGUGACAAAUUCAAGUGAUGCUCGCACCUCUGCUGCAUUCUUGGUAGGUCCUUCAAAUGACUGUAUCGUAGGGCCAGCAGAAGCUCUCAUUGAUGAACAUCACCCUCCCAUUUUUAGGUCUUUCAAAUACAAGGAGUUCCUCUAUUACUACCGUGCCAAACUUGAUGAUAUGGGAGUGGUGCUGAAAUCAUUUGAAGCACAAAAGAGUUAAGUGAAAUGUUGAAAACAAAAGUGUUUGUGUCUACAAGUGAGUGACAAGUCCUACCUUAAAUAGAAAUGUGUGUAUUCAGUAACAUAAAUAAAAAAACUUGCAAAACCGAAUAAUGUUUUCAAAAUGUAUAUGUCAAGUUUACUUAUCUUUAUCAUGAUGUAAUGAUGAGAAACCUUCAUCUUUCUAAUUGUUUGGCUUCACUUAAGUUC